Anarrhichthys ocellatus (wolf-eel) is the source of this 8053-nucleotide messenger RNA. RefSeq names its product ST18 C2H2C-type zinc finger transcription factor (gene st18). NCBI's taxonomy places the organism in Eukaryota, Metazoa, Chordata, Actinopteri, Perciformes, Anarhichadidae. Gene Ontology annotation, molecular function: RNA polymerase II cis-regulatory region sequence-specific DNA binding; DNA-binding transcription factor activity, RNA polymerase II-specific; zinc ion binding. Gene Ontology annotation, cellular component: nucleus. The transcript has 22 exons. The coding region runs from base 2907 to 6008 and encodes 1033 amino acids. The record is from RefSeq and is a predicted model, not a curated record. Gene Ontology annotation, biological process: regulation of transcription by RNA polymerase II.
UUUCCAAUGUCUUUCAGAGGCAUUAGACAUCGUGAUGAAGGUGUUAAAUCAUUUUUAGGUUUUGAGUUACUUGGAAAAUUGUCAGUGUUAAAAUAAAUCAAAAUGCCGGUUGUCAUUGUGCCUGUUAGCCUCAUUUAAAUCACAACUCCAUCAGCUUAUUUCAGCUCGCAUCUCCACUAACAAGGAAAAAAGAGCAACAAAAGGCAUUAGAUAACACAGCGUUGUGCAACUGUGUCACAUCUCGAUAAUCCUUUGAAAAGUUUGGCAAGUAACAGAUACAGGACCUGCGAGCGGGGUUAUAAAGUUACACCUCUGCUCCUUGAUUUAAUUACAAAAGCAGCACAGGCUGUCGCAGGGAUGUGUGGUAAAGCAGCGAUAAGUAAGAGCCAUUAUUCCUCUCUGCUUCAAAGCACAGGGAUGUUAGUUGCUACACAACACAUAAACGUAACCUCUGGUCGCCUGCAGGAACUGUCCAUGGUACCUGCUGCUGAACACAAACUUAUUCACACAGCUGUGGAGCACACUGAACUUGGAAAAUGGUUGAUAUCUUCGUCCGUUUUAUUGCGUUUCUGUGGCUUUUGAUUUCUAACAGCUUGUUUUAAUUACAAGUCAACUGCCGACGGUGGCACACAAUGGAAAAGACAAAAUCGAACGAAAAAAAGCCCAGCAUACACGUCGGUCUGUUGCAUAUUGUGUUACCUGUUUUUUUUUUUUUUUACCCUACUCAAACUUCAGUUAGUUAAUCCAGGAAAAUGAAUUAUGUGGAUUUAAUUCAACAAGGUCUCAGAAAUGAUCCAUCUGCUGUUGAGCAGCUGGUGAAAGGAUAAAUGUAAUUAAUUACUUAACUUUUAACAGUAUUCCAGAAAAACAGUGCUGUUUGUGUGUCCUGCUGGGAAGAGAAAUGUAAAGCAACAGUGGGAUAUAUAUUUUAAAUGUAUUCCUUUCUCUUCAGUUCUUAGGAACAUGUUUUAAAUAGUCUGUCCAUGUAGCCCCUAAUAUUGUUUAAAUUGUGAAAAUAUACUCGGAAUAUAGGAAUAUAGGAAUUUGUUACAAUGAAAAUAUAUCACAUGGAAAUAUUACAGGUAAUAUUGCAUAAAUUAAAUUUCAUCCUAUUAUAAAUUAAAUAUUAUAAAUAAUAAGUGUGUAGAAUUAGAUAAAAGUAAUCCUGGUUUUAUAAAUGAUAGAGACUGUUUUUUUCUGCUUGUUCCUUUAGAAGUGGACUGAUCCUAACCAGUCACUCUAAAAAUAGACAUUUUAAUGAUUAUCAUAUAAAUCGUUUGAAAACCUUAAUAAAAUGUUAGUGUUUUAAGAUAGCAUUCAUAUUUUCUAGCACGGUUCUACUUUGAAGUAAAAUAAUCUAAAAUGUUAACAAAAUAAAAUAAAACACAAAAAACCCACAAACCUUUUAGGGGAUAGUUACAUUUGCUUGACAGGGCAAGACUAUGAAAUGUUCCCAAUUAAUAUUACAUGGGAUUUUAUUCUGCCUUUUCUUGUGUUAAAAAUAUAUUUCCGAAUUUACCUUGAUUGUAAUGUACCUCAUUGGCUGUGGUUUUGUUUGUUGGCCUAACUAUAAAGGAUCUGCUUAUACCCUUGUGGGUUGGGAAGAAUUAGGAUUUAUGAAUUUAUUUCCUCUGUUGUAUUGUUUAAACAGCUUUGGUUUAGUUUUGAUCCCUUCCUCUUGCCUUUGAGGCUGUUCCACGGUGUCAGCUGUUGACUGAUAGUAAGAGAACUGCCUCACAGUGUGAAUGAAAGAAAACUAGCGGUUGGUAAACACUGAUAAGGGAUAAAUAGAAAGCGGUCAGGCAGAGAUAGUUCUGUGGGAGCCCAGAUUGUGUGCGGUCUGUUAAAAUGAGAUUCUGAGCCUGUCCUUUUUAUUCUUCCUCCCCUCCCCUCCCCUCCCCUGUGCGGCGUUUGUCUGGAAAAUCUCCAGUGACCCGGCUCGGCAGUCCCAGGCUGCAGUAUUCUUUUUUUGUAUUUGUUUUGUUUUCUAACAAGGGUCAAGUUGGCCAAUAGACACGUCCCUGAUGCUUAUAGACAGCUGUCAUGACUUCAAGUGCUUACAAUAGUAACAUUUUACAUGAAUUCAUGGUUCUGCACAAACAAACGCUGCAGCAAGAGAUUUGUUAAAAAUGCUAAAUAUAUGUGUACAGGAUUUUGAAACCAGCGUUUAUUACCUAUUAUAUCACCUUUAAGAUGUUUUAUAAAGCUGAGUGGGAGCAUCCUUUCUCAUAUCACCCAUUACAUAUGUGCUCAGAGUAUCAUUAUCAAGUCAAAGUGUAUAUAUCACCAUGCUAUAUUAAUUACACUCACAUAAUUAGAUAUUUACACUCUCUUCACCACAGACCCCGAGCAAUAUAAAUCUCAUUUCUCAAUUAGAAUCACUCCAAAUUACUGUUUUAUUCAAUUCUUUUUUAGGAGCAGUCUGUCCUACCCAUUGAUUUUUUUUCUUCUUCUGGGGUGAAUCUAUCUUUUAUGUGAUUAAAAAGACCUUCAGAGGUCUUACCUUGAGGAUCACCAUGUGGUGUAUUUACACAGAAAAUAAUUCAGCCCAUUGUAGCCCGGCAGCUAAUGAGAUUGGUUGUUAAGUGAAUGACACAAAGGCUAAAAAAAAAAAAAGAAAAGCUUAGCGUUUCGGGUGAAUAUCACUGUGUCCCUGCGCGCACACACACACACAAACACUCUCUCAGUAGCGAUGCUCUGGACUACCCUGUACCCCACCUCGAUAUCCUUCUGCUCCGUCUCCUCCCCGAUGUCACUAUGAGAUGCAAAACAAAGGCUAAGAGGGGCUUGAUAAUGAAUUACAUGAUCACCUCCUGAGAGAUUACAAGUGUGAAGGCAUCAACCAGCGUGGACAGUGCGGAUCUGGAAUCUUAUCCUACGGAGCGCUCGGAAAACUACAAUCAAAGAUGGAUUCUACAGGUGAGGAGCAAACCCUGAAAACAUGUAACGGUAGCACAGGGCUGGCCGACUGCAUCACCGAGACUCACAGCCCAUAUGGGUCCAUGGCGAGGAAGAGGAGUGCUCAGGAAGGGGUGCAGGGCGCCCCCGUCAACAAGAGAAAGUCCCUGCUGAUGAAGCCCCGCCACUACAGCCCCAGCGAGGCAUGUGAAGAGGAGAGCGAGGACCUGGCACCGCCACAGGACAAAGAAGAGCUGAGGAACAUUGACACUCCAGCAGAUGGGAACUUGAGCGCAAUCAAUGGAGUUGCCUACAAAAAUGGCUGCCACGACGCGGCUGCAAAGUCCAGCGAUUCUCUCGGAUGGUCAGAAAUCACAUCCGAUGGCUCUCCGCAGUGUGAGCCGGACGCAUCCGAGCCUCUGAUGGAUGAAGAUGACGAGGAGCUCCUUAACAAUGAAAGAGAAGACCAAAGUCGAGACAGGAUGAGUGGGACGUCGUCGCCACAGAGUCCGUACAAAGACAUGAGGGAGGCUGAGUGGGAGCCUCUGUCUCUGUCUGCCAACUUGAACGGCUCCCACUGCAGCCCCUCCAGAGCCUCUGAAGACCUACCGGGCAGGAACGGCCACGUGAAAGAGGAGCCUCACUUAGAAUUGGGUGGUCCGAUGGGUCGGGCGAGUAUUCUUCAGGCUGAGGCUCUGAGAUACAGGCCGCUCCCCGCGGAGGAGGACAGUGAGGGGGAGGCGGAGGUGGAGAGGCCGCCUCAGCUGGACGGCUGGGCUUUGGGCCUCCACGAAAGAGGCCUGGAAAUGGGCCGAGGGAGGGUGAACUUCAGCCUGUUGGAGCAGGCCAUAGCUCUGCAGACGGAGCAGAGGCAGGUCCUGCACCACGCCUACAGGGAGAUGGACCGGUUCCUCAUGGGGCAGAUGACCAACGAGAGGAGGCACCACAGGAUGAUGGACAUAGACAGCAGGCUCAACUAUCAUGGAGGAAAAGAUUCUCCACGCACAGAUAAAAAGGACAUAAAGUGUCCGACUCCUGGCUGCGAUGGCACCGGUCAUGUGACCGGCCUGUACCCGCACCACAGGAGUCUGUCUGGGUGUCCUCACAAAGUCAGAGUUCCUCCAGAGAUCCUGGCCAUGCAUGAGAACGUCCUCAAGUGCCCUACACCCGGGUGCACAGGAAGAGGCCAUGUCAACAGCAACCGUAGCACCCACCGGAGUCUCUCAGGCUGCCCCAUCGCCGCCGCCGUGAAAGUCUCCAAACCUCAGGACGAGAGCCUGAAAUGCAGACAAACACCUGACCGCUCACCGAGAGCCAUCGGCUUGAUAAAGAAGUUCGAGAUGAACCAGUUGAACUACAGGCUCUCUCAUCCAGUAGCAGCCUUGAAAACGAGCCUCACAAAAGACAUGGACAAGUACAGCCGAAUCCGCUUUGAUUACGCCAGCUUUGAUGCACAGGUCUUCGGCAAACAGCCUCUGAUGGGGACCAACCAGGACCAGGAAAUGCCACAUUUCCCUGAUUCACCUCAGCAGUAUCAUGCCUUCCUCGGCGCUCCAGGUGGCGGCUUGCCCACCUCUGGUCAGCACAGCCCGCCGAGUCAGUUCAGAAAAGAAGACGGCCUCCAGGCCGCAGCAGCGACAGCCGCCAUCCUUAACCUCUCCACCCGCUACCGGAAGAACAUGGAGGCUGUCGCCGGCCGGCCCUUGGCAACCUCCACAAAGGACAUGCUCAUAGAGGUGGAUGAAAAUGGCACCCUGGACUUGAGCAUGAAGAAGUGCAAGGACAAUGUGAAAGCCCCGACAAAACCCCCUUUGGACGACCCGCUGUCCCUUUCUGAGGCCGCUGUGGCCAAAGGCGGGAGCGUGCUCAUCAGCCCCGCCUUCUACCAGCCGCUGUGUGAGAGAGACAGCUGGGACGGCCCCAUCCCUGUCAACUUCAGCAAAGCUCACGUGUUACAGGACGCAGAGGAGGAUUACGAUCACAUCUCUGUCCUGGAGGACCAACACUACAAUGUAGACGGCAGCAUGAUGAGCCCCAAAGCCAAGCUGCUAUUACGAGACGCAAAGAAAGAGCUUCUGAGGUGCGUCACGCUAAAGAAUGAAACCUCCCCGCUCAGCCGACUGUGCAUAACCUGUCCGACCCCAGGCUGUGACGGCAGCGGCCACGUGACGGGGAAUUAUGCAUCACAUCGGAGUGUGUCUGGAUGUCCCCUGGCUGACAAAACACUCAAAUCACUGAUGGCAGCCAACUCUCAGGAACUAAAGUGCCCAACACCUGGUUGUGAUGGAUCCGGACACGUGACUGGGAAUUAUGCUUCGCACAGAAGCUUGUCAGGAUGUCCACGUGCCAGAAAGGGAGGUUUGAAGCUCACACCAAACAAGGAUGACAAAGAUGAGCAAGAGCUUAAGUGUCCAGUAAUGGGAUGUGACGGACAGGGCCAUAUAUCAGGAAAAUACACAUCCCAUCGCAGCGCGGGCAGUUGUCCACUCGCUGCCAAAAGACAGAAGGAGUCGUCCAUCAAUGGGCUGCCCUUUGCCUGGAAGGCCAAUAAACAGGAACUGCCCCAUUGUCCCUUGCCUGGCUGCAAUGGCCUUGGACAUGCCAAUAAUGUGUUUGCCACUCACAGAAGCUUGUCGGGUUGCCCACUGAACGCACAGAGUAUCAAGAAAAAGCACUCGGAGGAGGAGAUGAUGACCAUCAAACUGAAAACCAGCAGUGGUGUUGAAAACAAAGAAGAUAUUCAACAUUUGGAUCAUGAAAUUAAGGAGCUGAAUGAAUCCAACAUGAAAAUAGAAGCAGAUAUGAUGCAACUUCAAACGCAGCAGAUCUCGUCUAUGGAAUGUAACUUGAGGACGAUUGAAGAGGAGAACAAGAUGAUCGAACAGCACAAUGACAGCCUUCUGAAGGAGCUCGCACGCCUUAGCCAAGCUCUCAUUAACAGUCUAACAGACAUUCAGCUGCCUCAAAUGGGACCCAUCAGUGAGCAUAAUUUUGAAGCCUAUGUGAACACAUUAACUGAUAUGUACAACAACUCGGAGCAUGAAUACUCUCCAGAGUGCAAGGCCCUCUUGGAUAAUAUCAAACAGGCUAUUAAGGGCAUCCAUGUUUAAGCUGCAGAGCUACCAAGAGGUUUCUCUGACUUGGGAUAAUGGCACUAGAUAGCUCUAUUUUACUGAAGAGUGAUGGCUUGGCUGCAUGUAUAAGACGAGGCUUUUGGAAAUGUGUUUCCCGGUAAAUACACUGCACUGAGAAAAAGUACCAGCCAGAUUUGUAAUGCUUUUACUGUUUCUGCAUUCAAUUGAUAUGUUUAUCUUGGUGAGAUUUUUACCCCUCUUGCACUUAAUUAUUUUGUAUGGUUUGCUUGAUUUUAAUCUGUAUCUGUUCAUGUCACUUGUAUUAUCGCUAUUUAUUAUUAUUAUUAUUAUUAUUAUAUUUGUUCAUCAGUGUAUUUAUUUCCUCGAUUUUUAUUUAUUCCUUGAAUUGUAAAUGCUUGAUAAUUAAGAAAUAUGUUUGACUUUCUGCACAUUGUAAAUUUACAUAGAAGCACAUUCCAAUUUCAUGGCAUACUUUCGCCAUCUAGUGUUGAAAAACUUAUAUUAUUAUUAUUAUGAUUAUUAAACCAUAAGUUGGAUCUCCCUUCAAAGUAAAAACCUACCAAAACGACUAAGAAUCAAUAUUUUUAAGUAUUGCUUUUGCUUUCUUUAUUGGAAACUGAAUGUAUGGUGAGACAAAGUGAACACUGAGAUGAAAAAAAAAUGCAAUGCAACUGUACUGUACCUUUUCCUUCUUAAACCAAUAGCAGCUGAAUGCAACCAGGAAGUGACACUGAGCAAAAAUGCAACAUCAUUCGGUGAACUGAACGCCAAGAUUCUGCUUUGCAUAGAAGAAGAGUGCAACACAAAUCAAAAAUCCACUUUGUCAAGAUGUCUUUUUUUAAAUAUAGAUAUUAAACUGCCUUCUGUGCACACACGUUGGAGUGUGCAUAUAGUAUGUGCCUAAAUGUAUAUGAAUCCAUAAAGGUAUACGAGUACUAUGUUUUGUGGUAGGACAGUAUUACGUGGAUGGUGUCUAAUUUAUUAUACAGUACAAUUAUUUUCAUAGGAGGAAACGUUCCUGAUGACUGUUUGAAUACCGGUGUCUCAGUAGCUGUAAUCUCAGAGGCAGGUUUUGAAAUAUCGCGACUGAGAUUGAAAAGUCUGGUGUUUAUUUUACCUUUUGCUAGCAUGGAGAGGGAAAAAAAAAGGAAGGAAUGAAUAAAAAAAUAAAAACAUCUAUUCCUGUUUGAUCUUAAACUGCUUACAAGCCUUAACACUUCAACCAGUCUUACAGUUUGAAUAUUCUUGUAACGCUUGGGGCAGAUUUGAAUAGUAGCUAUUUCAAAAACCGAGCUGUCUAUACCAACACAACUCGCAUUUUGGUUUCAAUCAUUAAACGCAACAACAAAACAAAAAAAAAGUAAUGAAAACACAAGACAAAUGGUAGUUAUUGGCAUCGAUUGCACUUUUGUAUCCAAUUAUUUUGUAUUUUUAGUUCAACGUACUGCCCUUGGGUUUAACAGAAAGAGGGAAAUGUGUUGCAUCACUGUUCUAUACGGUGCGUGUCUCAAUUUUACAUGAAGUUAAUCCCAAUGACCCAGUAAUUCAUUUGAGCAAUACAUUUUUCAUUUCUGCAAAAUGAAGUCAAAGAAACGUAGCCGAGGACAAUUCGAAGAGAAAAAAAAUGUAACAGCAAAAGAGCCAAAUUACAGAAAAAUGAGACUCUAUUGUAUCCAAAAACUCAAUGUUUUAAAGAGUUUUGAUCUUUAAAAAUAAAACGGAAUCAAAUUCUUUAAACCUAGCAAUCCUUUAUUUAUAAUUUUGUAUAUUUAAUUCCUAUACCACACAUUGUUUGCUCAGGAAGUUUUGUGAAUAAUAUUUAUUUUUCCCUGUUAGUAUUUGAUGUUUUGUAAUGUGAAAUGCUUUUUUUGUGGAACGAUAUUAGUAUGAUAUGAAAUUGUAUUGUAUUUUCUUUUCUUUUAAAUUAAAAUGUAAUGCUUUUUUUCAGUUGAAGUAGUUUGUAAAUUGAAAACUUCCUAUUACUUUUACUAUUUCAUAAUAAACAGAUAUGCGCUGUGUUGUACAGUUUGUGUAUGGUAGAAAUAAACUUUUCAAAUGGU